AUGGCAAAUAAAAAUGGCGAAAUAUCGGGGCCCACCCAUUCAUCCGCACCAAAUGACCGCUCUACGGCGACAACAUCUUCUUCGCAUUGCUCGUUCAAUUCCAUUUCCGUUCAUCACGUUGUCGGCUCUCCUUCUCUUGUCGAACUUCGCCGCUUCUGGGAAGUCGAAGAACUGCCGCGCCAAUCUCUUCUCUCGCCUCAGGAAAAACAGUGCGAAGAGCAUUUCUGCUCGACUCACUCGCGCGAUCCCAAUGGACGGUACGUCGUGCGUCUUCCAUUCAAGGAAACGCCUCCUCUCAAUAUCGGUAGCUCAAGAUUUCGCGCCGAGAAGUUGUUGCAUACGCUCACGCGUCGCUUUCACGACAAGCCGGAAGUCGCGAAGGAGUAUCAUGAUUUUCUAUCACAAUACGAGCUUUUGGGGCACAUGAGGCCAGCUCCGCUACCUCAAAAUCAAUCCGAACAACUCGUAUACCUUCCUCACCACGGGGUAAUCCGGGAGGAUAGCUCUACAACGCAUCUCCGCGUUGUAUUCAACGCUUCGAGCGUUACUUCCAACGGCACAUCGUUGAACGACCAUUUACAUGCCG
Molecule: messenger RNA, 586 nt
Organism: Vollenhovia emeryi
Lineage: Eukaryota; Metazoa; Arthropoda; Insecta; Hymenoptera; Formicidae
Exons: 1
Source: RefSeq, a predicted model, not a curated record